This is a messenger RNA of Cladocopium goreaui, 764 nucleotides long. The record is from the annotation of a GenBank genome assembly. Lineage: Eukaryota; Dinophyceae; Suessiales; Symbiodiniaceae.
UGGCAUCAAGCUCCUCCAGGUUUCGCGUAUUGUUUCCACAGUUUCGACCCAGACAUGGCACGUGCUAUGCGGUGCAUCGUGGUUGUGGGCUUGACCCUCAUGGUAGCUGCCCCUCUCUUUGUCUCCCCCGGUGGAAGCUCCAGCCGCAGCCCACCACGCGCCCAGCUGCGUGCGAAGGGCGACCGUUUCCAAGCCUUUGGGGAGGUGACGAAGGAGGAACAAGGGCAGGCCUGGGACUUCCCGUUCCGUGCCUCCGCCGUUUCCGCCUGCGCCUUGGCCCUGCUGCUGGCGCUGCUGCCGACGGACGCCGCCGAGGCGGCGCACUGCGGCGGCCGCAUGGGCGGCAGCAGCCGCGCGGCCAGGGCACCCAGGCCGCAGCCUAGGGCGCAGCCCAAGGCCAGCAGCACCACCAGGAGUGCCAGCGCCGCCUCGGUCAGUGGUCCCAACAUCUCGGUGGGCUUCGGGUCACCGGUGAUCUCGCCCUUCGGCUUCAGCCCCUUUGGCCCCUUCGGCGGCUUCGGCUUCAGCCCCUUCGGCUUCGGUCUGCCGGUGCCGGUUCCCUCGGGACCAUCUUCCACUGAUCAAAUGCUGCAGAAUCAGCAGCAGCAGGACGAGCGGAAGAUCGACGAACAAAACCAGGAGAUCGCCACGCUGAAGAAAGAGUUGGAUGAGCUUAAGGCGAAGAAGUGAGCGAAUGAGAUGAGACGAUCCGGCUGGUGGAGUCUACAAGUUGAAACAGCUUGGAUCGACCGUAUGAUCCAUGG